UUCAAUCCGGUGUGUUAAGUAAGGGUGUUCCAUGACUGGAAUUGAGAACCACUGACUUGGAAUGGAAUUCUUUCUUUAGAUAAAACUUGCCAUUCACCAACCCUGAUCAAAGCCGCCUACCUCAGAUUUUUCUAAUGAUCCCAAAGACAUUGACUGGCACUGAUUAACAUGCUCGGGUGUGUUUGACUAGGGUUGGAGCUAAACUCUGCAGGAAUGUGGAUCUCGAAGUCCAGAUUUAAGGAUCUCUGGUCUAUAUGCACAAACUAAAGCUGACUAUCUGUGUUCAUGCAGUGAAGCCAGGUCAAUGUCCCAUACCGGAGAUGAUCCCACUCUGUGCUGAUAGCUGUUUCAAUGAUGGCCAGUGUCCUGCCACACAGAAAUGUUGCCCAACCACCGGUGGCUUUGCAUGCAGUGAACCGCGUGGCCAGGGAAGAGGUCAGGCAACUUGCCAUGGAAACGGUUCUGGCCAGGGAAGCGGCUAUGGCCAGGGCGCGGGUCAGGGAAGCGGCUAUGGCCAGGGCGCGGGUCAGGGAAGCGGCUAUGGCCAGGGCGCGGGUCAGGGAAGCGGCUAUGGCCAGGGCGCGGGACAGGGCGCGGGUCAGGGAAGCGGCUAUGGCCAGGGCGCGGGACAGGGCGCAGGACAGGGAAGCGGCUAUGGCCAGGGUGCGGGACAGGGCGCAGGACAGGGAAGCGGCUAUGGCCAGGGCGCAGGUCAGGGAAGCGGCUUUGGCCAGGGUGCAGGACAGGGUGCUGGCCAGGGAAGCGGCUAUGGCCUGGGAAGCGGCUAUGGCCAGGGUGCAGGAGCUGGACAGGGAAGUGGCGCAGGAGUUGGACAGGGAAGCGGCUAUGGCCAGGGUGCUGGAGCAGGACAGGGAAGCGGCUAUGGCCAGGGCGCUGGAGCAGGACAGGGAAGCGGCUAUGGCCAGGGCGCUGGAGCAGGACAGGAAAGCGGCUAUGGCCAGGGCGCUGGAGCAGGACAGGGAAGCGGCUAUGGCCAGGGCGCUGGAGCUGGACAGGGAAGCGGCUAUGGCCAGGGCGCAGGAGCUGGACAGGGAAGCGGCUAUGGCCAGGGCGCAGGAGCUGGACAGGGAAGCGGCUAUGGCCAGGGCGCAGGAGCUGGACAGGGAAGCGGCUAUGGCCAGGGCGCAGGAGCUGGACAGGGAAGCGGCGCUGGAGCAGGACAGGGAAGCGGCGCUGGAGCAGGACAGGGAAGCGGCUAUGGCCAGGGCGCUGGAGCAGGACAGGGAAGCGGCUAUGGCCAGGGCGCUGGAGCAGGACAGGGAAGCGGCAAUGGCCAGGGCGCAGGAGCAGGACAGGGAAGCGGCGCAGGAGCAGGACAGGGAAGCGGCGCAGGAGCAGGACAGGGAAGCGGCGCAGGAGCAGGACAGGGAAGCGGCGCAGGAGCAGGACAGGGAAGCGGCGCAGGAGCAGGACAGGGAAGCGGCGCAGGAGCAGGACAGGGAAGCGGCGCAGGAGCAGGACAGGGAAGCGGCUAUGGCCAGGGCACAGGAGCAGGAAAGGGAAGCGGCGCUGGAGCAGGAGCAGGACAGGGAAGCGGCGCUGGCCAGGGCGCUGGAGCAGGACAGGGAAGCGGCGCUGGCCAGGGCGCUGGAGCAGGACAGGGAAGCGGCUAUGGCCAGGGCGCUGGAGCAGGACAGGGAAGCGGUGCAGGAGCAGGACAGGGAAGCGGCUAUGGCCAGGGCGCUGGAGCAGGACAGGGAAGCGGCGCUGGAGCAGGACAGGGAAGCGGCGCUGGAGCAGGACAGGGAAGCGGCGCUGGAGCAGGACAGGGAAGCGGCGCUGGAGCAGGAGCAGGACAGGGAAGCGGCGCUGGCCAGGGCGCUGGAGCAGGAGCCGGACAGGGAAGUGGCGCUGGAGCAGGAGCCGGACAGGGAAGUGGCGCUGGAGCAGGAGCCGGACAGGGAAGUGGCGCUGGAGCAGGAGCAGGACAGGGAAGUGGCGCUGGAGCAGGAGCAGGACAGGGAAGUGGCGCUGGAGCAGGAGCAGGACAGGGAAGUGGCGCAGGAGCAGGACAGGGAAGUGGCGCUGGAGCAGGAGCAGGACAGGGAAGCGGCGCUGGCCAGGGCGCUGGAGCAGGACAGGGAAGCGGCGCUGGCCAGGGCGCUGGAGCCGGACAGGGAAGCGGCGCUGGCCAGGGCUCUGGAGGCGGACAGGGAAGCGGCGCUGGGGCAGGAGCCGGACAGGGAAGCGGCGCUGGGGCAGGAGCCGGACAGGGAAGCGGCGCUGGCCAGGGUGCUGGAACAGGAGCAGGACAGGGAAGUGGCGCUGGAGCAGGAGCCGGACAGGGAAGUGGCGCUGGAGCAGGACAUGGAAGCGGCUAUGGCCAGGGCGCAGGAGCUGCACACGGAAGCGGCGCUGGAGCAGGAGCAGGACACGGAAGCGGCACUGGAGCAGGACAGGGAAGCGGUGCUGGCCAGGGAGCUGGAGCAGGACAGGGAAGCGGCGCUGGAGCAGGACAGGGAAGCGGCUAUGGCCAGGGCGCUGGAGCAGGACAGGGAAGCGGCGCUGGAGCAGGACAGGGAAGCGGCGCUGGAGCAGGACAGGGAAGCGGCGCUGGAGCAGGACAGGGAAGCGGCGCUGGAGCAGGACAGGGAAGCGGCGCUGGAGCAGGACAGGGAAGCGGCGCUGGAGCAGGACAGGGAAGCGGUGCUGGAGCAGGACAGGGAAGCGGCUAUGGCCAGGGAGCUGGAGCAGGACAGGGCAGCGGCGCUGGAGCAGGACAGGGCAGCGGCGCUGGAGCAGGACAGGGCAGCGGCGCUGGAGCAGGACAGGGAAGCGGCGCUGGAGCAGGACAGGGAAGCGGCUAUGGCCAGGGCGCUGGAGCAGGACAGGGAAGCGGCGCUGGAGCAGGACAGGGAAGCGGCUAUGGCCAGGGCGCUGGAGCAGGACAGGGAAGCGGCGCUGGAGCAGGACAGGGAAGCGGCUAUGGCCAGGGCGCUGGAGCAGGACAGGGAAGCGGCGCUGGCCAGGGCGCUGGAGCAGGACAGGGAAGUGGCGCUGGAGCAGGACAGGGAAGCGGCUAUGGCCAGGGCGCUGGAGCAGGACAGGGAAGCGGCGCUGGAGCAGGACAGGGAAGCGGCGCUGGAGCAGGACAGGGAAGCGGCGCUGGAGCAGGACAGGGAAGCGGCGCUGGAGCAGGACAGGGAAGCGGCGCUGGAGCAGGACAGGGAAGCGGCGCUGGAGCAGGACAGGGAAGCGGCUAUGGCCAGGGCGCUGGAGCAGGACAGGGAAGCGGCGCUGGCCAGGGCGCUGGAGCAGGACAGGGAAGCGGCUAUGGCCAGGGCGCUGGAGCAGGACAGGGAAGGGGCGCUGGAGCAGGACAGGGAAGCGGCUAUGGCCAGGGCGCUGGAGCAGGACAGGGAAGCGGCUAUGGCCAGGGCGCUGGAGCAGGACAGGGAAGCGGCUAUGGCCAGGGCGCUGGAGCAGGACAGGGAAGCGGCGCUGGGGCAGGAGCCGGACAGGGAAGCGGCGCUGGGGCAGGAGCCGGACAGGGAAGCGGCGCUGGGGCAGGAGCCGGACAGGGAAGCGGCGCUGGCCAGGGUGCUGGAACAGGAGCAGGACAGGGAAGUGGCGCUGGAGCAGGAGCCGGACAGGGAAGUGGCGCUGGAGCAGGACAUGGAAGCGGCUAUGGCCAGGGCGCAGGAGCUGGACACGGAAGCGGCGCUGGAGCAGGACACGGAAGCGGCACUGGAGCAGGACAGGGAAGCGGUGCUGGCCAGGGAGCUGGAGCAGGACAGGGAAGCGGCGCUGGAGCAGGACAGGGAAGCGGCGCUGGAGCAGGACAGGGAAGCGGCGCUGGAGCAGGACAGGGAAGCGGCUAUGGCCAGGGCACUGGAGCAGGACAGGGAAGCGGCUAUGGCCAGGGCGCUGGAGCAGGACAGGGAAGCGGCGCUGGAGCAGGACAGGGAAGCGGCGCUGGAGCAGGACAGGGAAGCGGCUAUGGCCAGGGCGCUGGAGCAGGACAGGGAAGCGGCGCUGGAGCAGGACAGGGAAGCGGUUAUGGCCAGGGCGCUGGAGCAGGACAGGGAAGCGGUUAUGGCCAGGGCGCUGGAGCAGGACAGGGAAGCGGCGCUGGAGCAGGACAGGGAAGCGGCGCUGGAGCAGGACAGGGAAGCGGCGCUGGAGCAGGACAGGGAAGCGGCGCUGGAGCAGGACAGGGAAGCGGCGCUGGAGCAGGACAGGGAAGCGGCGCUGGAGCAGGACAGGGAAGCGGCGCUGGAGCAGGACAGGGAUGCGGCGCUGGAGCUGGACAGGGAUGCGGCGCUGGAGCAGGACAGGGAAGCGGCUAUGGCCAGGGCGCUGGAGCAGGACAGGGAAGCGGCGCUGGAGCAGGACAGGGAAGCGGCUAUGGCCAGGGCGCUGGAGCAGGACAGGGAAGCGGCGCUGGCCAGGGCGCUGGAGCAGGACAGGGAAGUGGCGCUGGAGCAGGACAGGGAAGCGGCUAUGGCCAGGGCGCUGGAGCAGGACAGGGAAGCGGCGCUGGAGCAGGACAGGGAAGCGGCUAUGGCCAGGGCGCUGGAGCAGGACAGGGAAGCGGCUAUGGCCAGGGCGCUGGAGCAGGACAGGGAAGCGGCGCUGGAGCAGGACAAGGAAGCGGCUAUGGCCAGGGCGCUGGAGCAGGAGCAGGACAGGGAAGCGGCUAUGGCCAGGGCGCUGGAGCAGGACAGGGAAGCGGCGCUGGCCAGGGCGCUGGAGCAGGACAGGGAAGUGGCGCUGGAGCAGGACAGGGAAGCGGCUAUGGCCAGGGCGCUGGAGCAGGACAGGGAAGCGGCGCUGGAGCAGGACAGGGAAGCGGCUAUGGCCAGGGCGCUGGAGCAGGACAGGGAAGCGGCUAUGGCCAGGGCGCUGGAGCAGGACAGGGAAGCGGCGCUGGAGCAGGACAAGGAAGCGGCUAUGGCCAGGGCGCUGGAGCAGGAGCAGGACAGGGAAGUGGUCAAGGGAAGUGUCGGGGAUGUGGCAAAGGUCAAUGUCGCCUUUAGGGACAUGUUCAUGGGAAUUUUGCAUAAUACUUUCUGGGGGUCUUUUCCAAUUCUUUUGUUCAGAUGUCAUGUUUUCCCUGUUUGCUCAAACUGUUUAGAAAGAUUUUCUGACUCUCUCUACCACUACUAUCACCUCAAAUAAAUAAAAAAUUGCUUGAUUUGAA
Messenger RNA from Carassius gibelio (silver crucian carp), 5164 nucleotides. Its product is annotated as fibroin heavy chain-like. Bases 255 to 5000 code for a protein of 1581 amino acids. Lineage: Eukaryota; Metazoa; Chordata; Actinopteri; Cypriniformes; Cyprinidae. The transcript has 2 exons. The record is from RefSeq and is a predicted model, not a curated record. Gene Ontology annotation, molecular function: peptidase inhibitor activity. Gene Ontology annotation, cellular component: extracellular region.